AAAACUAUCAGUUGGUUUGAGGAAGGACAUGGAGACAACUACUUAGCUUAUCUCCCACCCUGCAAAAAAGGAAACCUUAUCCCCCCCACCCUUGUUAAUUCAGCCACUGACCAGGACAGGAGCUCAUUCCCGAUGCUCAAGUGAAGAUCAGAGUUUCUUCGAAGAGGGACCAGACUGGCUGGGGCUGAAUUCCCAUCUGCUCUGCAAGGGAGGGGGUCCUGCUUUCUGGACAAGAGGCUUCAUCUUCUGAAAGUGGCAACUUCUAGGAACUAUAAGAUUUCCCCUGUUUACAAGUGAAGAUGCCUCGUCCUGGAAGAAACACCUACAGCGACCAGAAGCCUCCUUAUUCCUACAUUUCCCUGACCGCCAUGGCCAUCCAGGGCUCCCAAGAGAAGAUGCUGCCCCUCAGUGAGAUCUACAAGUUUAUCAUGGACAGGUUCCCCUACUACAGAGAAAACACACAGAGGUGGCAAAACUCUCUGAGGCACAACUUGUCUUUCAACGACUGUUUCAUCAAAAUCCCAAGGAGACCUGAUCAGCCUGGAAAGGGCAGUUUCUGGGCGCUGCAUCCCAGGUGUGGGGAUAUGUUCGAAAAUGGCAGUUUCUUAAGGCGCAGGAAGAGGUUCAAGGUGAUGAAAUCGGACCACCUGGCCCCCAGCAAAGCCUCGGAUGCCGCCCAAUACCUGCAGCAACAAGCCAAGUUAAGACUGAGCGCCCUAGCGGCCUCUGGUACUCACUUGCCCCCGAUGUCCACCUACAAUCUAGGGGUAUCUCCGACUUCCAGCUUUAAGCACCCCUUUGCCAUUGAGAAUAUUAUCGCCAGAGAGUAUAAAAUGCCAGGAGGACUUGCCUUUUCCACCAUGCAGCCCAUGCCAGCCGCCUACCCUCUCCAUAAUCAAUUGACUACAGUUGGAGGUUCCAUUGGCACAGGCUGGCCCCACAUGUACAGCUCCAGCAUGCUGGACUCAACCACCCCCAUAUCCAUGGCCAACAGCGACUACAGUGUCAGCGCCUAUGGAGUACCUAUCAAACCUAUAUGCCAUGGGGCACAAACCUUAUUACCGGCCAUUCCAGUUCCUAUAAAACCAACGGCAGCGCUACCAGCCCUGCCCACACAUAUCCCAGCUAUUUUAUCGAACUCCUCUCCAUCCAUGAGUCCAACAUCUCCACAGACAGCCACAAGCCAAAGCAGCCCUGCUACUCCCAGCGACACUCUCACUAACCCCUCCACCGCCCUGCUCUCUGUGGCUGUACACUGACCCACCUGCUGACACUCUAACCAUCCGCCUGCUGCCCACUUUUUGUUGGCUGAGAGAAACUCUUGACUUUGGUACAGAGCUUUUCAGCACGUUCCCCUUACAAUUACAACACAUUCAUGAAAGUCUCGCCUAUUCACAGUUUCAUUCCUAAAAUGUGGCUCUAUAGGUAUUUAAAAAGAAACGUAGGAAUUCCCAUAGUGAAAUUCCACGUCUUUCCCAAACUGUGGUCAAAUCAAACAUGAAGAUCAGGAUAACUAUUGAACAACACAAUUGCAAUUAACGGCCUCUUAUUAACCUAGUUACGCACAAUAAUAGAAAAGGUCUCAUUAGACCAAUGUGUGAUCUUUCUUUUGCUAUUUUGUAAUUUGCACCUUACAUGUAUUUUGUGGGUUUUUUUUGCAGUACACCUCUGCUAAACAAGUAGAAUUGGAUCGGUUCUGUACCUAUUAUAUUAUGUGCAACAAACUUAAACACAGUGACAGAAAAUUGCUCUACCGACCUUGUUUUACAUUAGCCAUGUGUAAAUACUGAGCCCCACAUUGUGCUCAAUGCAGCAGAGUCUGCAAGUGGUUAUCAUUUCACAGGCCUGAGGGAUGAUGUAGCCGAUACCGAUACGAUUAUAUUUAUUAUUAAGGAAAUAAGCAGCCAGGCAUUUAGCUGUAUAUGGAUUUGGAAAAAAAAGCUGCAAACUCGUAAUGUGCUUGUUUUCAGACUACUGUAAUAUUGCUCCUGUGAGGCACCUGUAAAUGUUUGUGAAUACGAAAGAAUAUAUGUUGUGUAUAAAUAAUGCACUUUUAUUUGGAACCCCCCACCUGUUUUCUAAUCUAACUCAGAUGAUGUUCUGGAAACUGAAAGUCGCUCCUUUGCUGAGUGUGCUGAACUCACUAUUCUAAGUGAUUCUGCUGUGCUCCCAAUGAAUUGUAAAGUAAUGACCAUUGCGAUUGCUUAUAGUACAAGCAGCAUGGCAUCUCCAGUGUUGUGCCCCCUUCGCAGCAUGUGUGUACUGUAACAGGCCCAUGUAAAAAAGACAUCCGCGUUAAAUUAUAAUAGUUGUGCAAAUAAUAUUUUCUCAUUAAAAUGUCUAAAAAUACAA
Molecule: messenger RNA, 2352 nt
Organism: Xenopus laevis (African clawed frog)
Lineage: Eukaryota; Metazoa; Chordata; Amphibia; Anura; Pipidae
Gene: foxb1.S
Product: forkhead box B1 S homeolog
Biological process (GO): anatomical structure morphogenesis; cell differentiation; animal gross anatomical part developmental process
Cellular component (GO): nucleus
Molecular function (GO): RNA polymerase II cis-regulatory region sequence-specific DNA binding; DNA-binding transcription factor activity; DNA-binding transcription factor activity, RNA polymerase II-specific
Source: RefSeq, marked provisional